UCUUGGAUUCUCCGUCGCCAUAUCGGUGCCAUUCUUGGAGUUGAUCGCGCUCUCCUCUGUGCCGACAUUGAAUCCGAUUUCCCGAGAAAAAUCACUCCUUUGGUUUUCGUUUGUUUCGGGUGUGGAUUUCGGCGGUGGGUAUAGUCAAUCCAUGGGUGCGUUGAAGAAUUCCACUGCCCAGCGUAGGGUUAGCCCUCGACUGCAGAACCUUCCCGACGAUCAACGGCCCUACUAUGGUCCCAGUCCGAAACGGACAUCCGACUCCGCCCAAAACGACGCCGUUGCAAAGAAGAAACCCAAGGUUGAGAAACCCUCAGCACCGGCGCAAAAGUCUGCGCCCAAUGCGAAAUCAAGUAAGGAAAAAGAAAAAGUCGAAGCUCAAAAUGUAGAGAGCGAGACCAAGACUGGCCCGGAUGUGGAAGAUGGUGGUGCGGAUUUUUUUGCCCCUGAUGGACGUUUGACUGAUGAAAACGGUGUAAGCUUCACGGCACGCUUGAAAGAGACGCUCAGACUUUUUAAUUUGCAUUACCUUCACUUUAUUCAGGAAGAGGAGAAAAGAUGCAGUAAGCUGGAGAACGGAACUGCAUGUUGUGAUGAUCUUAAGGAGCCUUCCAGGAGACCUGGGAAUGAUAGUGCAUGUGACGAUAAGAGGCAGUCCAAGAGACCCGAUCUGAAGGCAAUUUCUAAGAUGCUGAGCAACAAUGAAAUUUUAUACCCUGAACGGAAAAUUGGUCAUGUCCCAGGUAUUGAGGUCGGGCAUCAAUUUUUCUCUCGGGCUGAAAUGGUGGCUGUAGGGUUUCAUGCACACUGGUUAAAUGGAAUCGAUUACAUAGGAGAAUCUAGAGGCAAGGAGAAAUACAAACGCUAUACCUUACCACUCGCAGUAUCAAUUGUGAUGUCCGGCCAAUAUGAAGAUGAUGUUGAUAACAAAGAAGAAGUUAUCUAUACUGGUCAAGGUGGACAUGAUUUACUUGGUGAUAAAAAGCAAAUUAAACAUCAAGUUUUGCUUCGAGGUAAUUUGGCUCUUAAGAAUAAUAUGGUGCAGUCAAUUCCUGUUAGAGUCAUCCGUGGACAUAAAUGUGUGAAUAGUUAUAGUAAGAAAGUUUAUACAUAUGAUGGACUAUACAAGGUUGUCGAUUAUUGGGCUGAUAAGGGUGCUGCUGGAUUUGACGUGUUUAAGUACUGUUUAAAGCGAGAUGGAGGACAACCCAAAUUGCUCAGCAAACAGGUUCAUUUUAUUCGUGGCCGAGGGUCUAAAGUUCAGCCUGAAAUACCUGGGUAUGAAAUCAGCCUUACAUAUACUAAAUCUAUUAAAGUUGCAAAAGAUGUGAACAUUCCAUCGAGUGCUCCUGGGUGCAGUUGCAAAGGAAAUUGUACCAAUCCACUGACUUGCUCUUGUGCUAAACUCAAUGGCUCAGAUUUUCCUUACGUUGCUCGAGAUGGUGGAAGAUUAAUUGAACCGAAGGCUGUUGUGUUUGAGUGUGGUCCAAAUUGCGGCUGUGGACCUGAUUGUGUGAACCGUACAUCUCAGAGGGGAUUAAAUCAUCGACUUGAGGUAUAUCGGACAGCUGACAAAGGCUGGGCUGUUAGGUCUUGGGACUUUAUUCCCUCUGGUGCACCAGUAUGUGAAUACACUGGAGUUCUUAGGAAGAAUGAUGACCUAGACAGCGUCUCAGAGAAUGACUAUAUAUUUGAAAUUGAUUGCUGGCAUACAAUGAACGGGAUUGGGGGAAGAGAGAAGCGAAUGUGCGAUGUGUCUAUUCCAAAUGGUGAUGCUGAGAAAGGAUUUAGCAAGCUAUCAGAAAGUGAGCCUGAGUUUUGCAUAGAUGCCGGUUCCUACGGUAAUGUUGCUAGAUAUAUCAAUCACAGCUGCGAGCCUAACCUCUUUGUCCAGUGUGUUUUGAGCUCUCAUCAUGAUGUUAGGCUAGCUAGAGUCGUGCUAUUUGCUGCAGAUAAUAUACCUCCGUUGCAGGAACUUACAUAUGACUAUGGUUAUGAACUCGACAGUGUGGUUGGUCCUGAUGGAAACAUAAAGAAGUUGCUUUGCUAUUGUGGUGUAGAUGGCUGUCGAAAGCGUUUGUACUAGGCCACAUGAUCUAUAUGUUCUUUGAUUUAUGCAGAAUCCAAUUUGAUGUUUCAAGUGUAUCUCAAUAGCAUUUGAAUUGCAUCCAAUUUGAUUUCUGUGUUUUAUAAAUAUUUUUUUUUUCGAGGGGCUCAGGUCUGUGGUGGAGAUUGCUGAAUGAAAAUGGUAGUGGGUACAUAUU
Prunus mume (Japanese apricot) is the source of this 2264-nucleotide messenger RNA. The record is from RefSeq and is a predicted model, not a curated record. NCBI's taxonomy places the organism in Eukaryota, Viridiplantae, Streptophyta, Magnoliopsida, Rosales, Rosaceae.